Molecule: messenger RNA, 2621 nt
Organism: Sinocyclocheilus grahami
Lineage: Eukaryota; Metazoa; Chordata; Actinopteri; Cypriniformes; Cyprinidae
Product: bicaudal D-related protein 1-like
Exons: 12
Coding region: 371-2224 (617 amino acids)
Biological process (GO): Golgi to secretory granule transport; vesicle transport along microtubule
Source: RefSeq, a predicted model, not a curated record
UCCGUGUAUUUGGGUGUUGUACAGGCCAGGGAUGUGAGUUAGGGGCGACAAUAAUGGGGAAUAACCGGGACCCCGGUGCUCUGGAGUGGACACAACGACUGGACAGUGAUCAUCAAGGGGGUUAACGUGAAGAUCAGCCAUCUCGAGAGUGUUAUACACAGAUUCGCGAGGCUUGAUGGAUUUUAUUGGGCUCAGUGAUCAAUUAAUUGUCACCGGAUACCAGGUAAAGCGCAUAUAAUCAUACUGGAUACGAUUGAUCCAUUUCCAUGGCGUUAUCAUCGACCCAGAGCCAAGCAGGUCACCUGGACCCAGGCCAGGACUAAAGCGGGCUCACCGGGUCUAAAGCGCUCGAUCUGUCGUGUUUCCGGCGAUGUCCGCGUCCUGCCUCGAUCUGCGCAGCGCGGUUUCAGCACCACCGCAGCUGGACAGCGACCGCAUGGACCGAGCGCUCGAUCCCAGCCGUCAAAGCUCGCCAGACUCCGCCGGGGAAUACCAGACCCUCACGCUGCUACACACCGCGCCCGGGGGGCUCGGCAUGGCUCUGGAGGAGGAGCUGGCCAUGCUCACCCGCGAACGGGAGGAGGAUCUGGAGGUAGCCGCCUCAGAGACACCUGUGAGCGGACAGGAUUCUGACCUACUGUCGCUCUUCCGGCAGAAAGAGAAGGACUUGGUCCUCGCUGCUAAACUGGGCAAAGCUCUACUUGAACGGAACCAAGACCUCACAAAGCAAUAUGACAAAAUGACCAAGGAUUUAAACGACAAACUGGAGCUCCUGGAGCAGGAGAAGCACGAGCUGCGGCGGCGUCUGGAGAGUCGUGAGGGCGAGUGGGAAGGCCGGGUGGCCGAACUGGAGACAGAUGUGCAACACCUGCAGGGGGAGCUGGAGAGACAUCAGGUGCAGCUGCGUGAGGCCGACCGCGACAAGAGCCGAGCCAUCAGCGAGCUGUCAGAACAAAACCAUCGACUGCUGCAGCAGCUCAGCAGGGCCGCCGAGGUGGAGAAACAGUUGUCUACUCAGGUUCAUUCUUUACGGGAUGAUUUCAAAGAGAAAAGUCUCUCCACCAACCAGCACAUGACGCGCCUUGAGACCCUACAAGCCGAGCAAGGGCUUGAAAUAAAGAUGUUGUCAGAACGUAAGCAGGAACUGGAGCGACGCGUGAACGCCAUGCUGGAGGAGAACCAGCAGCUGCAGCACACGGUGGAAGACCUGAGAGAGCGAACGCUGGUGCUGGAGAAACAGUGUCACGAGAAGGACUUGCAGCUGCGCCAGAGUCAGCUGGAGCUGCAGGAAGUGCGUGUGUCUCACCGGCAGCUGAGCGCUCGUCUGGAGGAGCUGACGGAGGAGCGCAGUCUACAGGGCUUCAGUCCGAACCCACACAGCCUCCUCUGUGAGAUCGAGCAGAGCAUGGAGCAGGAGGAGCUGGAGCAGGAGAGAGAGCAGCUCCGGCUGCAGCUGUGGGAGGCUUACUGUCAGGUGCGCUCCAUCUGCUCCCAGCUGAGAGGAAAUGACAUCACAGACUCCGCCUUAUCCACAGACUCUUCCAUGGACGAGUCUUCGGAGACGCUGUCGGCUAAAGACGUCCCCACGGGGAGUUUGCACGCUAAUCUUCUGGAGCUGCGCAGACUCACGCAAAACCUGCUGGACGGCAACGAAUCUACGAGUUCACGGCGCAGUGAGGAGGAGGUUCUGGAGGAGCAGGUGCGUAAAUUGAGCGAGGAGCUGCGAGAGCUUAGAGAACCGUACGAACAGGAGCAGGAAAAAACACGCAACAGCCAGGAGGAGGUGCUACGGCUCCAUAACCAGGUGGCGUUGCUCUCGGUGGAAGUUUCUUCUUCAAGAGAGGAAAAUGAGCACUUGAGAGCGAUGGCAGAAGUACACGAGCCCAACGAACAGUUACACAGCGCUUUACGAGACAGAGAUGAAGCCAUUGCUAAGAAGAAAGCCGUGGAGAUGGAGCUGGCGAAGUGUAAGAUAGACAUCAUGUCUUUGAACAGUCAGCUGUUGGAUGCGAUACAGCAGAAACUCAACCUGUCUCAGCAGUUAGAAGCCUGGCAGGAUGAUAUGCACAGAGUUAUCGAUCAACAACUGAUGGAUAAACACCAGGAGGAGUGGAAGGAUCCUCCGUACUCCUUCAGCGGGUCACGAGGAGGAGCUCCAUCCAGACGAGCGCAUCGCCUCUCGGACGGAGACAAGCGCCUCUUUUCAUUCUUCAAGAAGAACUGAGAUUAUCUGAAGACAUGGAGGAAGAGAGUGUGAGAACAGACGUGAGAGAAGGGUACAACAAACGACAGAAAGAAAGUCAAAAUCACCAGAUCAGUGGUUCUCAACUGGUUUUGCUCAUCAAAAGACAGCAUUAUUUAUUGUACAAAAUUAACAAAAAUAUCUUUAAAAUCAAACACUGAAAUGCAUUAAUUGGUUACAUUGAUGCGCUCACAAAAAUAUUUAGAUCUAAAUUUAGAUUUAUGUGUUUGAAUUGCACAUAAAAUUUCCAUCCAUUUGGAUUACACAGUAUUAGCAUAAAAAACUUAAUGUGAUGCAAAUUUGUCAGUCAGACGUAAAUGAAACCGGUCAGAUUUCAGUAAUAGUACUAAUGAACUGAAUGCAUUUUAAAUACACAAUA